Molecule: messenger RNA, 864 nt
Organism: Suillus subalutaceus
Lineage: Eukaryota; Fungi; Basidiomycota; Agaricomycetes; Boletales; Suillaceae
Exons: 9
Coding region: 1-864 (287 amino acids)
Source: RefSeq, a predicted model, not a curated record
AUGACCACCGAGGACAUCACUUCAAAUGUUCCGAGUAAACGCGGAUCAUCAGCCCUCCGAAUGGGGCCUCGAAAAAAGUCUCCACAUCUGAUCCACUUAUCUCACACAGAUGACACUUCGGUCGAACAACUGGAACAGAUGGAAGAGACUCCGCUGGAGGACUUCUCUGCUGACGAGCGGCAAGAGCAUCAUGUCUUCGAGCAGCUCUUAGACUCUUAUCCCGGCCUCCUGGAGCGAUUGAAGAACGGGUCUGAAGAGGAAAUACUUCACGUUGGAGAAUUAAUUGGCAAGGGAGCUGCGGGCGCAAGAGGCAACGAUACGAAGACACUGAAGUCCACAGUACUUGAUUGGAUUUCCCCAAAAGGAGACACGAUCCAGCCUCACUUACACAGAAAUUCAAAGAUCGACCGUGGAUUUAACCAUGAGCUUACAGGAUCCUUACUCUGUCCUGCUGGAAUGGAUUGGAACAACCCAGAGAAAACCUAUGGAGCGGCAAGAUGUCGGUCUGCGGAGACCAAUGGCCCAUUUUUUGGUCUCCUCAGGAGUCAAUUGCUUGCUUACAGGCACAUUUUCACGUCUCCGAGUUCAGUUGAAAAGGAGCCUAAAGCUACACGAUCCAGAAAUGCUCACCUCCAUGGCAUGAACUGUGUCACUAUUACUUCUAUAUCUUACAUUGCAACCCAGGUUCGAUUUGCUAUAAGUUCCUCCUCGGUGCUCUCAAGGACCAACACGACCACGGAUUCUGAAACAUUUUACCAUAGCCUCCUUGACCUCCUGGAAGACCCCGCAGAAUGCAAGGAAGUUGACAGACUGUUGACGUGGUGGAAUUGGCAAGUCUUUCCCACUUUGUCUGCUGCCAAGUGA